UCUUAAAACAUUUGCCCAGGACCUGUAGCGUUUCACUCACUGUGCACAUUUGAACCGAGAUACACCUUGGAAGACUCUGGAAUAUCUUCAUACUACGACUCUUUUUUACAUUUGAAACUUUUCCGGGCUUUUAUUAUUUUAUCUCCCUCGGAGCGAAAGCGCUCGUGUGACUUUUCCUGUCGGUAACUUGCUCCUUUUUUUUUUUUUUUUUUCCUUUUUUCUUUCUUCUUCGGACUUUUGGGGCCACAUGCAAUGACUAUUAAAAGGAAAAAGAAAUGUUCUUAAUUGGUUUGGUUGUGGCCGCGUGAAGGUGCUUUUUUUUCUUUUUGAGUUUGUAUUUUGGAGCGGUUGAGUGGCUGGGACAGACUGUGUGAUCAAUGCGGUGUCAGCUGGAAGGACGCGCGGUCCGGAUCUCACCUAAACGCUGAUACGUCUUGGGAGUGAUGCUCUGGCUUCCCCUGGUUGCCAUGGUGAUUGCCUCGGCCCUGCCCUUCCCUCACAACCCCGUGUCUGGAAUUGCUGCCGCACAGACCGCACAGCCCGGGUCCCGCGACAGCAGGAAGCCCCGGCGAGACCCAGCUGCCCGCCUCGCGGCUCCCGGAGGAAAUGCUUCACGAGUGGACUACGGCACCGCCGCCGCCGUCAGCGGACAGGACCGCCAGGAUUACGUGAGGUCCCCCUUUCACAAAGAGACGUCCGCACUUACAGCGGAGAGUCCAGCGGCACGCCGGCCGCAGAGCAGCUCAGGCGGCGAUGGCAGACGCGGCGUCGGUUCGGACGUUCCUGUCACAGGAAGAACAGUCCAGGAUUUUUCCGAGGAUAACUCUCUACCAAAGCAAGAGUACCCGGGCUUUGAGGACGUUUCCAAACACCCUCAGGACUCCGCCGGUGCUCUGUUGAACGCUUCCACACACGGACCCGAGCCACUCGCUCCUUCAGGACAGCUGAGAGACGCGGCGAGGCCUGGGAAAGGUCCGAGCGAGGAGAGCCCGGCCCUGGACGCCGGGCUACAUCUGGAGAGGGACGAGAUGUUCCUGGACGCGCACCCACGAGUCCUGUUCUCGCCCUCGCUGUCGCCGCCGGAGCACCCGCCCCUGCUGCUCCUGCUGGAGACGGGCCUGCCGGAGGAGGACGGGGACGCGGACGAGCAGGAGGACGCGCACAUCGAGGGGCACGGCGACCGCGCCAUCGACCGGAGCACGACGACGCAGACCUGGGACCGGCCCGUCCGGAGAGAGAAGCGCUCCCACCUGGUGGACAGCCGGAGGGGGGAGCGGUCGGUGUGCGAGUCGGCCAGUAACUGGGUCAUCAACAAGACGAGCGCCGUGGACCUGAACGGGCAGAACGUCACCAUCCUGCAGGAGAUCCAGACGCAGAGGGGGCCCAUCAAGCAGUACUUCUACGAGACGCGCUGCGGCCAGUCCAAGGACCGGGGCGACGGCGGCAGGACGCGGGGCGGCGCCGCGGCGGCGCCGGCCAGGAACACGGAGCUGGGCCUGGCGGGCGCCGGCUGCCUGGGCGUGGACAAGAAACAGUGGCGGAGCGAGUGCAAGGAGAAGCAGUCGUACGUCCGCGCGCUCACCAGGGACGCCAACAGCCGGGUGGGGUGGAGGUGGAUCCGGAUAGACACGUCCUGCGUGUGCGUGCUGCUGUCCCGAACCAAUCAGGGGAGGGAGGUCCUGACCAGGAAGGGGCGGGGCUAAAGGCGGGACGAGUAGAGACGUGACAGAGAGCAGAGCAGCUACGCCAUUUUUCUGGGUGCACUUUUACUUGCAGGCCAUGUGAGGUUAACUGUGCCUUAAUACGGUCCGUGGACUUCGCGGCCAUCCGUUUUUUGUUUUGAAAUGACAAAAUAAAAAUAGAGAAAUAAUCCAAAAUAAUACGUUUCCCAUCUUUUGUUUUGAUAAUAAAAAAAGGAAAACGGAUCGUUAUCAAUCCGUGUAUCAUUCGUUCUUUCCAUUUUCAAUUGGCAAUCAAAAAUCAAAACAUGAAAAAGUGACUGGUUAUUUUGUUAUUUGUUUUUUAUUAUAACACAAAAAACGGAAAAACGUCUGCUUUUUCAUAUUUCAAUUUUAGGCACAGAUCAAAAAUAAGAAAUAGAAAA
Cololabis saira (Pacific saury) is the source of this 2104-nucleotide messenger RNA. RefSeq names its product brain-derived neurotrophic factor. Lineage: Eukaryota; Metazoa; Chordata; Actinopteri; Beloniformes; Belonidae. Gene Ontology annotation, biological process: cell surface receptor protein tyrosine kinase signaling pathway; negative regulation of neuron apoptotic process; memory. The record is from RefSeq and is a predicted model, not a curated record. The transcript is spliced from 2 exons. Bases 444 to 1703 code for a protein of 419 amino acids. Gene Ontology annotation, molecular function: growth factor activity; nerve growth factor receptor binding.